AUGGAAUAUGUUACUGGGAUUACGAACCAAAUUUGUAUCUUGGCUGUUGCGGAUUCCGUACACGAGAUUGUUCUAGAGCAGUACUGUCACAAGCUAUGUACUGCCAUCAGUACUGUUGUGGAAGAUGAAUUAGACUUCAAGUACGGAAUUCCCGUGGUAAUUGAAGAAUACUGCUCUGAACUGACUAUUGGCAUACUAAAAUCUGCCUACAAAAAUGCUCUGAAACCACUCAGUCAUCGCAACCUAUAUAAAACUUCGGUUGACAACUGCAAAAACCAUAUUAGCGAAAUACUGCAGGUUUCUACUGGAAACUUAAAUGAAUCGGCUUCAAACCAUUCGUUCCAGUCACUGAAAAGUUCUGUCAGUCAAAAAUCAACAUCGAGUCAUGAUUCAGAAUCUGUUCAACACAGUGAAGAAGAAUGUUGUUAUGUACUUCUGGAAGAAAAUGAAGGAAAGCUUUUACAAAAGCUGAUCGCAUUACAAAAUUUUUCCGAGGAGCUCUGGAUUCAUAUAUUAUUCCUAGUGCUGACUGACGUGAUAGUUGAAAAGUUUGAAAAUCUAAAAAGAAGCUCUGCAAAUAACUGCAUAUCAUCUGAAGCGAUAGAUACUGUGAAAAAAAACAAGUCUUUUCCAACUACGAACGAAUACGAGUGUGAUGAAAACAACAGCAGUGUUACGUCUGAACAAUUUGAAAGUAACUACACUUUGUUAGACAAUGAACAACAUUAUCAAAAGUGUGACGAAUUAAAAACGAUUUCAGAUAUCAGUACAAAUCCAUCGCAUGCGGUAUUAUACAAAACAACACAACAGAGUGAAUCAGGUUUCAUGACAGAAUCUGACUUAGAAAAUACGGAGCUAUUUUCGACCGAAAAGCAAAAAUGUGAUUCAGAGAUAUUCAGCUCUAGAUGUUCAUACGCACAGAUAUUCACCACCGUUUCAAUCGAAAAAUUGCAUGCACAUAAUAGCGACACGAAUGAUAACUUGUUCAGAUACACUAAAGACAUUCGAAAAGCAAAAUAUGAUCGUUCAGAAAAUAUACACACAGGAACAAUCCAAGGUACAUAUUAUUAUGAAAAAAACAAUAAAAAAAAUAACAGAACUCAUAGUGUGAAUAAGUGGUCACUUUUAACACACAAAAAUUCCAAGACUGUAACUAAUAAUGAGUUUUUAUUGAAUCUGUCCACUGGAGAGGACAUGAAGUCUAGAAGCGAAAAAGUUUCCACUCAUGACGAUCCGAAAAGUCCUGUCGACAAAAAAGCCCAAACACUGAAAAGCUCCUCAACCUCGAAAGCUGGAAACCUCGACAUUGACUUCGCAGUUCCGUCAGAAAUAGAGGAAACCGUUGUUGGUUUAGAAUUGAGGGAAAUGUAUUCGAAUGUUGCGGAUGAA
Molecule: messenger RNA, 1389 nt
Organism: Thelazia callipaeda (thelaziosis nematode)
Lineage: Eukaryota; Metazoa; Nematoda; Chromadorea; Rhabditida; Thelaziidae
Source: the annotation of a GenBank genome assembly